UGUACAUACCAAGGGGGAUCACUCUAUGUUGAUAAACAAAAGACGGAUCAGUUUUUUAAUUUAAACUUUGUUUUUGAUCGCUGACAGAUAAAAUGAACGACUUAAACUUUUCAGAAAGACCAUCAGCAGAUUAUUGCACAAAAAUGUCUAUUGAAAAUUUACUGUCUGAUAGUGAUUCUACAGCAACUGACACAAAAUUGGUGUUUCUCUCGGGAUUAAUGUCUGCUAUUGAAAACAAGCAUGACAAAAUAAACGAAUGCAGUUCCUUCCAUCAACUCUUUCAAAAAGGAGAGUGGAGGGCGAAUUUGUUUAAUUUACUGAAAUCCUGUUUAACUGUAGAAAAGAAUAGAUAUGUUAUUUUCACUGCAAGAAAAGUACUCACAUGCCUUGUAAAGAAUUUCAACUCACAGGAAGGAGUGAAAGUAAUACAACAAAUAUUUGAUACCAAUGAUCAUCUUGAGCAAAUUCAUACAGGACUACAAAUCUGUAAAGUUUUAUUUUCUAAGAAAAAUGCAAACCAUGAGGCAAUGGUCUGUCAGCUGGGACACUUAGUAACUAGAGCUUGGCAAACUUUAAUAACUAUGAUUCGGGAUGAUAACAUAUAUAAUCAAUGCUUGUUAGAAUUAUUUUCUGUGUGUAUAAAACUUGCAAAAAUUGUUUUGACAAAAACUAUGACGAACGAACCUGCGCUUAUUUUAAAAGUUAUACUGGGCAAUGGAGAAGAUUUUAAUCAAAGUCUGUUUGACAAAUCUAUUAAGACGUAUGUGAAGACAAAACUAAUGAAUUUCCUAUAUGUUAUCAUGAGACAGAGUGAUUUAACAAACAUUACAAUGUUAAGUGAUGAGAUUUUCAGCAUUUCUGUUUCUCUAUUUAACAAACUAUUAUCCUGGGAUUUGUCAAGCAUUUUAAAGAAAAGUGGACGGACUACAUUUAUUGGGAAUUCUCUAGAUGUAACUGAUAGUUUAACAUGUGACAUUGGCCACAUUAGAGACUGGACGUUCCUUUGUUUUUGUUUAUCAUCUUGUUUAAUACAUCAGGAAGGUAUGUGUUUUUAAAAAUAAUUUCUCUCAGUUUUGUCAAUGGGAUGCAUCUAAUAUUUGAACUAAAAGAGCAUUUCUGAAAGAGCAUUUCAAAGGAGGUCUCUUUGGCUAGGUUGCUAAAGGCACUGACUUCAAAUAUCUUAAUCCAUGCCACUGUGUUAUAAUCCUACAAGGGACUUCCAGGAUAAUCAGCUGGGGCCAUUUUCAUGCCCCCAUUUAAAAAGUUGGGAGCAUACGGCAUAUGAUGGGGUGGUCUGUCUAUCAGUAUAGACUUACCUCCUGUUUCCUUGCCCUAUCAAUAACUUGAGAAAAGUGAAACUGUGUCUUAUAUGAUUUAUAAUUUGGUUGAGACAUUGUAAACUCUGAAACAUAUAUGUUUAAAGCCAGCACUGAUACAUAUCUGUUUACAGCCAGCACUGAUACAUAUAUGUUUACAGCCAGCACUGAUACAUAUCUGUUAAUGGCCAGAAC
Molecule: messenger RNA, 1511 nt
Organism: Ruditapes philippinarum (Manila clam)
Lineage: Eukaryota; Metazoa; Mollusca; Bivalvia; Venerida; Veneridae
Exons: 3
Coding region: 93-1055 (320 amino acids)
Source: RefSeq, a predicted model, not a curated record